This is a messenger RNA of Vitis vinifera (wine grape), 1263 nucleotides long. RefSeq lists its product as uncharacterized. Lineage: Eukaryota; Viridiplantae; Streptophyta; Magnoliopsida; Vitales; Vitaceae. Bases 502 to 1059 code for a protein of 185 amino acids. Gene Ontology annotation, cellular component: mitochondrial intermembrane space. Gene Ontology annotation, biological process: phospholipid transport. Gene Ontology annotation, molecular function: phosphatidic acid transfer activity. The transcript has 2 exons. The record is from RefSeq and is a predicted model, not a curated record.
UUGCAGAAAUAGUUAGCACGACGUACAUCGGCAAACAGCACCAACGUCUUUGACCAUAAAAUCGCUCCUCCUUGUUUCUCAGUCUUUCUCCGUGAUCAAAGGCGUUUCAAUCUCUGCAAGAAGUCUCGUUUCUAUGGUUCUGAAUCAAGGGAAUCUAGAGGAUAAAGUCAUGAUUUCUGGUUCCAUUUGUACAACCAUUGCGAAUCAUGGGUGGCAUUUUGUCCUGAUCUCUUGUAACUCCUUAUUUGGAAUGUUUUAUGGUGAGCUAUACAACAAGGUACUAAUUGGAACCGGUUCAACUUUCAGUAUAGGAGUCAAAAUAUUUUGAAUGGUCUGCAAAAUCUUGUUAGAAGCUAACGAAUAUAUUCCUGGUUGUUUGUAGAUUUCAUUCGGGUUUGGAAAGAAAACGAAACUGUAUCUUAUUAUUUAUGUUUAAUUUAUUCCUCUUGUGAACAUACUCUGGUAUUUCAUUCUCAAGGAAGAGAGCAUUGGAAGAACAUAAUGGUUAAAGCGUAUACACAAGAGCAUGUCUACAAGCACCCGUGGGAGCGGGUGACAUCUGCAUCUUGGCGAAAGUUUACUGAUCCUGAGAACAAGCGCAUAUUGUCUCAUAUUGUUGAAGUUGACACUCUGAACCGCAAGCUUGACUCUGCGUCUGGGAAGCUUUAUACCACUCGUGUUAUCACUGUCCAUGCUCCAGGGCCAUGGUUCAUUCGCAAAAUCAUUGGGCAGGAUAUUUGCCAUUGUGUUGAAUCGACCAUUGUUGACGCUCAAUCACGAUCCAUGCAACUCACCACCCGCAACAGUAGUCUCCAGAAGUUUGUGGAAGUGGAGGAGAAGAUCAGAUAUGAACCCCACCCAGAUAAUCCAAAUGGGUGGACAAUUUGCCAACAGGAGACUAGUAUUCGGAUAAAGCCAUUGUCAGCACUAGCAUCAAUGGCAGAGAAGGUGGAGCAACGAUGCGCUGAGAAGUUCUUGCAGAAUAGCGUCAAGGGUAGAGAAGUUAUGGAAAGGAUCUGUAAGUAUCUUGAGGCUGAAUCUCGUGGUAUUUCUAUCUAAAUUAAUUUUUGAGUUUCUACAAUCCUAGCUCUCAAAGCAUGUAAGCCCUUUCUGAGCAGAACAUAACAGAAGGAUGUAAAACAACGGAGGUUUGAUCUUGGAUCUUUCCUCUGGAUUCACUACAAUUUUGAUGUAGUAAAAAUGUGAUUUUUAGGCUUUGUAUUUGUUGCCUUUAUUUCUUAUCUAAUUUUGAGAUUUGGGUGA